UUGGAUCGCCGUUUCCCGAACAUCCCGUUAAGGUUUUCGGGCAGGCGAAUAUGUACGUGGCCUUAUGGUAUAAGCACGGUGUUCCUAUUCAUGGACGAGCUUGGAACAACGGCGGUGUUUUGGAGUGCUCGUUCCCGUAUAAGAAGGCCGAACUGACGGGUGCUAAAGAUCUUGGUGGGCAAAUUCAAGUCAGUGCUCUGGCUAUCCAUCAACUGUGGUUCCAUUUGAAUAAGGUAUCAAUAGUACGUGUGAAAAUGAAAGAUGAUACUUUUCAGGUACUCCAAUAUCCAGGUGAUCAUAACACUCUCGGAUUUUGGUAUGAAUGGAUCAAAUAUAAAGAUCGUUUCGAAAAAACCGAAGAUCGUCAAAUGGUGAAAUGCGGCGAUUCGUUGCCGAUUCUAUGGAAGGAUCGUAAAGAAGGUGCUCUGUUGGGAUAUUUGGACAAUAAGACC
This is a messenger RNA of Anisakis simplex (herring worm), 452 nucleotides long. NCBI's taxonomy places the organism in Eukaryota, Metazoa, Nematoda, Chromadorea, Rhabditida, Anisakidae. The record is from the annotation of a GenBank genome assembly.